Molecule: messenger RNA, 1235 nt
Organism: Owenia fusiformis
Lineage: Eukaryota; Metazoa; Annelida; Polychaeta; Sabellida; Oweniidae
Source: the annotation of a GenBank genome assembly
CUCCAAUGAAGAUAUGGAUGAUAAUGAUCCAAGACAGUAUAAUGAUGACGAAGAGGAGGAUGAGAUCCUCCAAAUUGUUGUUGAAGAAGAUGCUCGGGCCCCUAGUCAAGAGGAAACACUAUUAUGACAACAGGCCAGACAAUGUGUCUCAAAGAAUGAUACAUUUGUUACAAUGAUCCAAUACCCAACACAGAAGGCCUUACAGUAUGUGAGAACUGACCACAUGGAUAGAGAGGAGCAGCUCCUAACACCCAUUGGUAUGCAUGUAGUACCCAGAACAAUAUCCCUCAGCAUUAAGGAUGACAGAGGAUCAAGGCAAACAGUAGUAAAUAACACGAGACUUCAUAAAUCGUACAGCGAAUCUGUCGACUCAGGUCUUGAAUCCCUUAAAGCGACUCAACGAUAUCAAAAUCAAAAUAUAACAUCAUAUAUACCAAGUACUCUCAAAAAAGGAAACCAAAAUAGGAGGAUAAUAUCAAUAUCUAUCAUUGAUAAAAUCUUAAGUGAUACCAAUUUUAGUUGCAACGGCAGUAUAAAUGAUAAAUGUAGCAUAUCAGAUUUACAAGAAACAUCUAUAUUGCCUUGUAGUUCCCGAAUGACCAUAUCUGAUGAGGUACUAUGUAUGCAGGAUCAGCCCAAAGAUUUUACAGAUACUUUGAUUAAUAUACCUUGGAUCGAGGCUGAUUCUGAUGAAGAUAAAUCUGAAGGAAACUCUCCUAUAUUCGAGCAUCAUGCGGUUCAAGAAAAACUAUUAUGACAUGCAUUAAACCAUGGGCUUUCAAGAGAAAGCUUUCGCGAAAGCCCAUGAGUAAACUUAAAGUACACUAAACAAGGAUGUCAGAUUGGUCUAACUUCUAUAAUAAUUGACGUAUAAGCUAGAAAAUAGAAAUUAUUAUUCCAUGGCACGAUGAGUUAACAUAAAGCUCGUUUGAGUUCAAUGAGCACCUUCAAGAAAAAAUUCUAGAUAUCUCACAAGAAUACCUUUUCAGUGUAUUGUUGAUGAAUUACCUCAUUUUGUUAAAAAAUUAAAGCAUAUUUAGGAAUCAUAUAAGUAAGUACAAGCUUAUUUUAACCAAAGUCAGAAAAAGUCUAUGGCACUCAGCAUAGCCUAUACCUUUUGAAAAAUACUUAGUCACAUUACAUUGUCACAAAAUAAAUAAUAUAUGAUGAUUGUUCAAUAAUGUAUCAUUUUAUUGUACUGUAUGUAUUAUAUUAAAGUCAUCUAUAUCCUGUAA